CCCCACUCCCUCUCCCUGUUGAAUGUGCCUGGCCAGGUCUGAGGGACUUGGCUGCUCAGCAGCACCAGCAGCGUUGGAGGGGAGGGGGGCGGCGCGCUCGGGUCGGCCCAAGCGCGCAUGCUCCCGGCUUUCGGCGCCCCCGCUCGGGCGCGCUCGGCUCCGUUCGGCUAUUUCCGUCUCUUUGUUGUACUAACUCCCGACCGGAAUAAUUUUUUCCCCUUCUAACCUUCUUCGGGUUCUGUUUCAUAUAUAUCUAUAUAUUUUUAAAAAUCCCCCUCCGAAAAAACCGCCCCGGGGGUCCGAGGGGGAGCGGGCUCCCUCCCCCACCACCCCACCCGCGUGGCCGGCGCCGUCCUCGUUGCUGUUGCUGGUUCUUCUUCCUCCUCCUCCUCCUCUUCCUCCUUCUCCCCCCAGCCAGGUCUCUGGAUGGCAGACUCUGAAAAGAAAUGCAGUUUUAAGAGACCCAGUGACUCCAAAUUCCUAGAUACUGGGAUUCCUGUCAAGCUGCUUUUUUACUGAGCUGAAGUCAGCUGCAGGUUUUAUCAGUCUAAGGUCAUCUCAGCAACAGAUGAAUUCUUACAGUGCAAUCAUCAGAGUGACUGACUUGAGUGGACCUUGAGGAAACCAAUUUCACCUCCACAUUUAUGGUCUAGUUCUCACAAACAGCAGAUGUGAUUGUAAACCUGUGCCUGAAGUGUACUAUUUUAGACUGCCCGUGAAGGCUCACAUGGCUAAAUGUUCUUCCACACAAAAAUAUAUCUUCACACAGAAAACAAGAUAUCCAGAAAGACACCAAAGAUGCUGACGAGGAAGAUUAAGCUUUGGGACAUCAAUGCCCAUAUAACCUGCCGUCUUUGCAAUGGUUAUCUUAUUGAUGCUACCACUGUAACGGAAUGCUUGCAUACCUUCUGCAGGAGUUGCUUGGUAAAGUAUUUGGAAGAAAAUAACACCUGUCCCACAUGCAGGAUAGUUAUACACCAGAGCCAUCCAUUACAAUAUAUUGGUCAUGACAGAACAAUGCAAGAUAUUGUUUACAAACUUGUUCCAGGUCUUCAGGAAGCGGAAAUGAGAAAGCAGAGGGAAUUCUACCACAAAUUGGGCAUGGAAGUACCGGGUGACAUCAAAGGGGAGACGUGCUCAGCCAAGCAACAUUUAGAUUCCCACCGUAAUGGGGAAACAAAAGCAGAUGAGAAUACAAACAAAGAAACGUCAGAAGAGAAACAGGAAGAAGAUAAUGAUUAUCAUAGAAGUGAUGAACAGGUAAGCAUCUGUUUGGAAUGCAACAGCAGCAAAUUACGUGGAUUGAAGAGAAAAUGGAUUCGCUGCUCAGCACAAGCUACAGUCUUACACCUAAAGAAGUUCAUUGCCAAAAAGCUUAAUCUUUCUUCUUUUAAUGAGCUGGAUAUAUUAUGCAAUGAAGAAAUUCUGGGCAAGGACCACACCCUCAAAUUUGUAGUUGUUACGAGAUGGAGAUUUAAGAAAGCACCUCUACUGCUACAUUACAGACCCAAAAUGGACUUGCUGUAAGAACUAUUUUGUCCUUCUGGACUUUUUUUGCAGAGACUAUCAUGGGGCACCUUCUUAGUGCAUCACGCAAUUCACCUGUGACACAGACCAGCAGAAUUCAUUUCCAAAAAUAGUAGUGCUCUCCCAUUCAACCAUCCUGAAUAUUCGCCAAGGGAUGCAUUAACCCAACUUUCUGGACAGAAAAAUAUUUAUACUUUUUUCUACAAAAAUAAAAAAGGAUAUUGCAACUCGAGAGGACACUACCAGCAUGAAGUUUACAGACAUUGAAAACACUUCGCAGUUUCCUGUGUGUAGCUCAGUUCUUGGUCAUCAUCUUGCAAAGAUGCAAAAUAGGUUAAAAUGGUGUGAAGGAGGUGGUUUUAUGAUUCGUUGUUCCCAAGCCACUUCUGUGUUGCUUCACAACUUAAAUCUGGGAAUUUUUUUUGCAAGAUUUUUUGCCUCUUAUGCCUCAUGACCAUCUUUUUUGUUAGUAAGCCCUUCCUAGAUUAUUUAACGUUGACAAAGAUCUAAUGGCUAGCAAAGAAUUUCCUGCAUUACACUGUUCUGGAGUAUACUCCUUUGUUCCUUUGCUGACUCAUUUGAUGAGGUUAUCGGAAGCGUUUCAGUUGUUUCCAUUUUGUUGUGGUUUUAUCAGUCAUCAAAGUGCUGAGCAUUUAGAACAUGGAUCUUGCAUAGCUGGGGGACUGAUAUUGGACUGAGAGAUUCGCCUACCAGUAAAUGAAAUAAGCCUUUAGCAGCCUUAACUACUUGAACUCCAGUAUUGUUCCUUUUGAACAACACACAAAUACUAAUGCUGCAGCACAUUUUUUCUGUGACAUGAGUUAGUAGAUUGACUUUCCUUCUGGUUUCUAGUUUCCCUAAUAAGUCGGUUUUGUUCUCCUGAUUCUCUACUGAAUUAUCUUUAUAGGGGUCAGAUUUAGAUGGCAAUGUGGUACUUCCUGGCCUUAAUCUAUAAAUCUUUAUUUAUUUUUUAAUCCAGCCCCCUAGGAAUGCAUUAGCCCCUCUAAACUAUAUAAGUACAGUCUCUCUCAAUAGAGGAUUGAACAGCUUAAAAAGGUGAAUGCUGCUCUACUUUAAGCAUAGUGAGAUUUUUUUUUUAAGUUUGUGUUCAGAGGUGACUUGUGCAAGUUUGCACCACACACAAAGUGGGUGUGUGACAAACUGCAUGCUAUCCUUCCUUUGCAAAAGGACACGUAAGGUCAUUUAAUUAAGGGACAUGUUGUUGAUUUUAAAUGGUCCAGCAUGGACUGCACCCGAGACCAUGUAUGUGCACUCUCAGUGUUGCAUGUAACUCUACAUACAGGCAUGGUUCUGUUAUCUCUCUUCCACAUGCACAUACAUGCACAGAGGCAUGUGUAUUCUUUGGAUGUACACAAAUCUGCCUUUCCUCCAUCAAGCACCAGCUUGGUUGGGGCUCAUACAUAGCAGGAGAAAGUUGCUCCAGGGACUGGUAGGCAAGAGGCUCCACUUCUUCACUUUCCAUGAUGUUUUGCUGUUCUGUAGUACAUUGCCUUGAGCUAAGUCUUGCCUAUCUCUGUUGCUUAUAAACCCACUGCUGGUUGAAUGAGGUGGGAUUUGGGCACAGAGCAGCCAAAUGAAUAAGCAUCAUGUGUGGGGUGGCAGGGUGAGUUUCAGAGAGACCAGCAGGAAGAUAGAGGAGACUUGAGGUUUCCCCAUACCUUGUGGAAGGUCUUUUCCCACUUUGGGAGGCUUAUGCCUGAGUAGCCAAUAUAUUUAACCCAUUGCAAUAUGCCAAUCUUUGCUACUUUCUUUUUUCUCAGCACUCUUGCUCUACAAUAAUGGGUACAGGUAAAUGGAUUUCUUUUGCGGAGCACGUCCAAGCAGAGUGCCACAAGGAGGUGGUGUGGUUUGGGAUGUGGCCCAAUUAACAAACCCUAUCUAAACGUAGCAGUGCGAGGCUGGAGGUUUUUGUUUUGCUUUGUUGGAUGCUUAUAGGUCUCAGCUAGCAUUCGCUCCUGUUCUCAUUUUCUUGAAUGGAUGAUUCUUGCAUCUUCCAUCUCUUCAGUUAGGAAUAAAACAAUUCCCUUUCCUAGUCCUGGUCUCCACUUUCAUCAACUAGAAUAAACAUUCAUCACACACUUUCUCCCAACCAUUGUCCUCUAUGCCUUCUCCUCCUCCUCUGGCUCCUCCUGUCAGCAUGUUAAUAUGUUGGAAGCCCAUCCCUUCAAGGUGAGCUGUGUGACCUUCCUGAUUUCUAAUUUUAUAAUGGCAAUUCUGAAUAGGUGGAAGUCAAAGGAGUCAGUUAGGGGAACAAAGGGGAAAUGGGAGCAAGCAGGAAAUGUUAAGAUGAAUAUAUGAUAUUUGGCUUAGUAGUAAGGGGGGGGGAAGACACUGGACUCCCUUUUGGUACAAAGUUCUCCAGUGCAAGCCCUGUUGAAAUAAAUGUGAGAUGCAAAGAUAUCACUAAACAGUAAGGGCACUUACCCUGAUCACAGGAGAAUUUUCCAUUGGAUAGUUGCUCUUAAAAUUGUAGCUUCUGCUUCUUAGUAAGGCCAUAUUUCUGUAAUAAGCAGUUACUUAUUUCAUGCUAACGUAUUGCUUGCCAUUGUUCAGAAAGUAUCUUCCAAGAUUAAAAAUAAAAACAUUGGUCAAUGGAAGACUGUAGCUUUGUGGACUCUAUGGGAAUGCAUGAGGUCCCUGCAAACGGAACAGCCUUACACUUAAGGUUUCCCCCCAAAUUUACAGGUUAUGUGGUGCUAUCAGAAAACAUAUUGGCUAACAUUGCUUGGUGAGCCUUAAGCUUGGAGCCCUGUCCAAUACCCACUUGAUUCGAUUAAUCUUUUAGAGGGUUUAAUGACCAUAUACAACUCUUCAGUCUACCUCAGACUAGAUACACAGCUGAAUUGUAUGACCAAUGCCAUCUUAAAAUACAGAAUAUAAAUAUCCUGUGUAACUUAAACUGAGGGAUUAAAUAGUAUCAAGAUGCAAACUUCAACCCCACAACUCUUGACUGCAACAGUCUACAGAAUCUGUAUUGCUAAGUUUCUAGCAAAUUUUUGAAUCACUUGAAUUUGAUACGGUGCUAUAUAAAUAUAUUUAAAUAUAUAUCUAGGCGGGUGCAUGAAACCAAAGCCAGCAGUUGACACCUAAGCUGGUUUUGUUGCUCAUAAAUGAGUGUUUAUCUCUGCUUUUAUAAUAGCCUGAUGAAAACAAUGUUGGCAGAAAAUAUUUGGUUUCUUUAUUUCUUUCUACACGCUUCUUAGAAUACGUUUCUUUGUAUGGAAACUGUUCCUUGGGCUGUGUUAGUUCCAAAGACCUAGCUGGCUUGUUUUAUCAGAAAAACUUCAGUGAAUACCAACAGAGCAGAUCCUUGUGAUAGAAAUUGUCUCUCUUCUGUGAAGCUUUUAAGGGGCAGGUUGCACAAUGAUUAUGUUGGCAAAACAUUCUGUUGAUCUUCUGGCUUUAGGUCUUCAGAUCACAUUCAGCUUAAGUGGCUUGGAUAUGCUUGGGCCACAUAUUUAGUCAAUUAAGCGAUAAAUAAAGUUACUGUGAAGUUGGUUUUUUUAAAUGACUGCUUACCGCUGGUAAAUAAAUGCAGUAAAAUUAUCUUGUUGCAUUAUCCUCGGCAACAAGAAGACAAGCAUAACGCAGGUUCAUGGUCUCGCUUGGUAUAAUUUUCUUUUAAAAUAGAGAAAUCAGAAUAUAUAAUAUUGAAUUUUAAAUAAGAUUUGGGGGUUUAAAAGUUAACUUUAUAAAAUUAUUUAUUCUAUUUUAAGCCUUCUAUCUUACUUUUUACCAUUUAAGUAUUUUUUUGUUUUUGUUUCAAUGGUCCAGCUUUAUUUAUGGGCAUAUAAAAUGAAAUUGUGAGAUGUUUUUUACAAGCUUCUUCCUUCUUUUUGUGAGGGCCAGAUUCGAUGCUGCACUAAAUGAGUGGCUGCAACCAAAAAUGGCAUCUGCAUGUCUAGUUCACCCCCCUGUUGUAAUGUUCACAAUGACUUAUCCCUGCUCUCAUGCCACUUUGCAUCUCUUUGCACCCUUCUGGAAACAGCCAAUGCUGGUGUAAAAUGGAGAACGCUGUUACAUGAGACGCUAGUAAGUUGUACUAGUUAUUACAGAGCAACAAGGGGGAGGAUACAGCUGUGAUUAUGUCUGAUAGCAGCUGCAUAUUUAGUGAAACAUUUCGUUUGGCCCCCCUUUGAUUUUUUGUAUGUUUUUGUUUUGUAUGGAUAAAGAGCAUUACUUUAUGCUUUUUGUGCAAUAGGUUUGGAACAUGCUUUUGUUAGGCAUACUUUUUUAAAUUGUAAAUGUAGCAUCUACUAACCACAGAUGAAAAGGAAUGUAGGUGGGUUUAAGUGUACAUUCAAAAUGGGCUCUUCUGUUUUUGUUUUUUCUUCCUUCCUGGGAUUUUUUAAAGAGUGACAUUUGGGAGUUGUGUCUGUGUGCAAGAACUACCUGUCAGCAAUAUUUUAAAAAUGAUUUGGCAAGAACUCUUAAAUGUAAAAUGUGGAAGUAAUUGGCAAGACUUGCAGCCUGAAUUUUUUUGUGUGCCAUUAAAAUGUCUGGUAUUUCUCUCUCAUUUGUUAUACCAUUUAACCUGGAAAUAUUUAUUUCUUAGUGGUUGUGCAAUGCUCCAGAUGCAAACUCUAACCUCGGAGGAGAAAUGCUAUCGUUUUAAAAUAUUAGACUUCAAAAUACGAUGGUGCUAUUUUUUUCCUCAAUAGAAUUUGAGCCUUUUGAAAGUGUAUCUGGCUCUUAUUGUUUUCAUAACAAUCUAAUUAGUCUUGAGAGAUUCAUUGUCCUGUUUCUUUUCCAAUGAAUGACAAAUCUAUUAGCCUAGCCUAUUUGCAAUGAUUUGAAACUGAGCUGUUAAGUUUAAAUGCAACAGGAGAAAGCCAACCAGUUCUACACAAUACACAAUAACUCUUUGAUAACUUUGUAUUUUAAGCAGUACAUAAAAAUGUAUUUACUGCAGACAGUUAAAACUGUAUUUUACAGAAAAAUUCUGUUUCUGUAUUUCCUCAGGUAAUUGCUCCAGUUUUAACACUUCACGUGAUACCUUAACUUAACAUAUAUCUGUUUGUGUGUCCUCAGAUUUAAAAUGUGAAAAGAUGAGGCACACAGGCAGACCACUGCAUGCCAGAAUUGCAAGUGAACAUAUUCACCUUGUCAAAAAGUGCACAGGGAACACACCAUUUUUAUUAAGAUGCAUACCAUUGGCUUGCAAAUGCCCUUUCCACUUUAAGUGGAAGUGGUGGAAUUGGUUUCUAACGCUAAAAUUGGCUCUUAUUUGAAUUUGAACUCCUCUUUUUAUUGAGAUCAAACUGUGUCCUGAAAGAGUCUCACAAAGACCAGAACUACCUAGGUCUGAGUUCCAGGGUCUCUGCUGAACAGCUGCAAAUUGGCUGAGAAGAUGGUUAUUUGCAAUGGAGGAAGGGGAUGCGUGUGUUCCAGAAUAAUUUCCCCCAUCUACCACUUGCCUCCGCAACACUGCAAGCAUGCUUCCGGAACACUGGAUUGUGGGGAAAAAGUGGUACUGGAAAUGUUAAGCGCGUUCUUCCACCCACUUCUGCUUUGCUACAAAUGGCUCCCUUGGUCUGCUGUUUUGCAGCUCUUUGACCAAUAUCUGGGUUCCAGACCUUGUUCUGUUGCUGAAUGUGUAGUUCUGGCCAAUGCAUCUGUCUAGAGAUCUAUUGAUGUCUGUGGUAAUUGAACCUAUCAAGGAUGCUUGUGGGUCAACCAUCCUCCUAAUGGCUUUGUGUGAAAGGGCACAUUUACUUGUGUGAGGAAAAUUAACUAAGGUGCACUGUGCACACCCACUAGGGAUGGGGGAUUGCAGAAUACCUGCAGAAUAACCUAUUUAAAAGGCAAUGGCCUGUACACCAGCCAAGCGACAGGACAAGUGUCAACAAUACCAUUCAUUUACCACAAGAUAAAUUUAGGGUUAUGGGACAAUAAGCCAGUGCAACCGUUUAAGCCUUUAUCCUCACUAUGUGGCAUAAUAAAGUUACUGAAAAUCUUGCCGUAUUAAAAAAGAAAUCAUAUUUUUGGCUUGGUUUCAUUUGAAAGUUUACAUUUUUUUACGCUUUGUGUUGCUGUGUAACUUUUGUACUAUUGGUGGCUAGUUUUUGUCUGAAUAAGCCUUUUUGGGGAUUAUUGCUUAAUGUUUUGAUUUUAUGAUAUAGUGAAGCUUGUAUUCAGUGUUCUGCCAAUUAAUA
Messenger RNA from Rhineura floridana, 7703 nucleotides. It is a transcript of the gene PCGF3, whose product is annotated as polycomb group ring finger 3. Gene Ontology annotation, cellular component: PRC1 complex. The transcript is spliced from 12 exons. Gene Ontology annotation, biological process: regulation of transcription by RNA polymerase II. Lineage: Eukaryota; Metazoa; Chordata; Lepidosauria; Squamata; Rhineuridae. The record is from RefSeq and is a predicted model, not a curated record. The coding region runs from base 736 to 1527 and encodes 263 amino acids.